Messenger RNA from Neohortaea acidophila, 1464 nucleotides. RefSeq lists its product as uncharacterized. Gene Ontology annotation, biological process: regulation of transcription by RNA polymerase II. Gene Ontology annotation, molecular function: zinc ion binding; DNA-binding transcription activator activity, RNA polymerase II-specific. Bases 135 to 1346 code for a protein of 403 amino acids. The record is from RefSeq and is a predicted model, not a curated record. The transcript has 2 exons. NCBI's taxonomy places the organism in Eukaryota, Fungi, Ascomycota, Dothideomycetes, Mycosphaerellales, Teratosphaeriaceae.
CUGGAUACGAGACAUCACAUCAUCGCUCGGAAGUAGGCAAGUCAAUCAGGCCUCCUUGCUCGGAGUGAGCGAACCGUGAAGGCGCCAGAGGACCAUGCGGGCCGCAAGACCUCGUUAUUGCACGGAGGCCAGCCAUGCAUAGACGAACGCACAAAAAGUCCAGAAAUGGGUGCAUCCCGUGCAAGCGACGUCACAUGAAGUGCGAUGAACGGCGCCCGGGCUGUGUUCAGUGUGAAGUUGCUUCACAGGAAUGUCACUACACGGGAUCGCACAGUCAAUCAGAUGUACCAAGCCGCAGACCAAUUGCACCAAAUGGACCAACAAGUGCUUCAACACCAACUGUCUCUGAUGGCGAGGUACAGCGCAUGCCCAUCACGAAAUCCACCCGUGUCAAUGCCGACUUAUCAAUUGCUGUGUCUCCCACUCCGUUCAGCCAAGAUUACGAAAAUUUCCAAGUCAACCUGCUACACAUGCGUCUCUUCUCCCAUGCGGCCUCGGGGAAGCUUUUCAACGAGAUCCUCCUGCGAGACGUCCUGGACGAGACCCUCAACUCCGCUCUCGCUUGCCCAUUCCUACUCCACGGCCUCUUAGCCUUCUCCGCCCUCCAUCUCAGUGCCCUCUAUGCAGAGGAGAAGCACGUAUGGGACGUUCAAGCCACCGGUCUGCAAUCCACCGCAUUACAGCUGUUCAAUGCCUCGCACAGCUUCGAAGGUGACAAGCUCCGUGCAGCCUUUAUCUUCUCCAGCAUCAUCGGCAAGCACGUCCUUGCCAGGAGCCUCCUCCAAACAGACCCCAGUUUCGACACGCUGGUCGAAGGCCUGGUGGAAUUCUUGAAGAUGCAACUCGGCGUGAAAACCGUCAUUGGGUCGCAAUGGGACGUUCUCAUCAACUCCGACGCCCUUCGAGGAUCCAGCAGCUUCCGCGAAACUUUGACUCGCUUCCAAAAGGCAGCCGGGGAUCCGGAAAGACACGAAUUGUCUGGUGAUUUGCUUCCUCUGGCCGCCAUGAUCGAUGCAAGUCGCCUGGACGCAGAAAGUAAGGAGGAGUACCGCUCGAUGGCACGCAAGCUGGAUAUCUGCAUGUCCAGCCACGUCAUCGAUCUGCCGGACUCGGUGUUUGCAUGGCCGACCAUGUUGACCCAAACCUUCGUAGACGAUCUGACCGCGAGGCGACCAGAAGCAUUGGUGAUUCUUGCAAACUACGGCGUCUUGAUCCAUCGGCAUCGCAACCUGUGGAUGUUUGGCUCCGGAGGCAAACGUUUGGUCGAAUCGAUCUGCCGAUACUUGGGAAAGCGAUGGGAUGAAACGUUGCGUUUUCCCAUGUCGCAGGUGCAGCAUACUGACUAGAUCAAGCUGGUCCAGGCUCCUCUCGUCUGCUCAGCAGUCAUUGCAGCAAGCAUCGAAAGGACUAUGGAGUGCUCCCAGGCCAGAUGUGAUUACGGAGAGGCUCCAUCAAGGCAACCUU